Molecule: messenger RNA, 6057 nt
Organism: Pangasianodon hypophthalmus (striped catfish)
Lineage: Eukaryota; Metazoa; Chordata; Actinopteri; Siluriformes; Pangasiidae
Product: izumo sperm-egg fusion protein 1
Exons: 9
Coding region: 1-1041 (346 amino acids)
Biological process (GO): sperm-egg recognition; heterotypic cell-cell adhesion; fusion of sperm to egg plasma membrane involved in single fertilization
Cellular component (GO): plasma membrane; acrosomal membrane
Molecular function (GO): protein binding involved in heterotypic cell-cell adhesion; signaling receptor binding
Source: RefSeq, a predicted model, not a curated record
AUGAAAAAUCUCCAAAUGGCUCCCGGGCAUUUUUCUGUCUGUUGGCUCGUCCUGGUGUGUGUGAUCCCCGGGGUGAGGUUGUGUCUGCAGUGUGACCUCGCCAUCCGCCACAUGCACGAGGACUUCAUGGCCACAAAGGACAAAUUGACUGUACAAGAGCAGAUGGAUCUGAAGAAGAUCGUCAGUCAUGCCUACGUCACCUACCAGGACAGCAGCACGAAGCUCUCCGGGGUCAUCGAUCUUACUACUUUGUACCGAGCACAAACUGAGUAUCAGAGUGAGUUCAGGAGGCACUGGCAGGAGGCGAGCACCGGUUCUAUCCAAUGGGACAUGAUAAAGAUCCUGGAGAAAGGGAAAAUGAUCCUGAAGAAGCAUCUAGAAGUUUUUGUUGCUGAAGGACUGUGUCCAAAUAAAUGUGGUUUACUGUUUCAGAGUGUAAUGAAUUGCUCUUCCUGCCAGUAUGGGCUGCACAAAUGUCAAUCUGAAACACCCCCAAAAGAUUGCGGAGAGCAUCAGGUGUUAGCGAAUGUGGGCGAGCAGGCAGUGUUGGAUUGUUUUCUUCCGUGGCACAGUUUGGUAGUAGGACAUGCUGAGUAUCAUUACUCCUGGAAACAGGGAGCCACAAAUUUUUCAGCCGAGGACAGGUUUGAGGUUCUGGUGGUGACAAAGGACUCCAAAAUCGUCCUGAACCAGCUGAGUGUGAGCGAGCAGGGAGUGUAUCGCUGCUUCCUGCUGGAUCAGCACGGCACUACACUCUCACACACACUCUUCAUCCUCACUGUCAUCCCCAUGCCCACUUCACCACCGAGACAGAUUCCUACGCUCCCUUCACUUCCUCGUGUUGAUGUGAGACAUGUCCAGCUCCACACAGACACUCUCAUCAUUGCUCUCGCUCUUCUCGUCGUCCUGAGCAUCUCAGGCAGCCUGACCAUCAUCCUGCAUGUCGUGAUGACGGUGAAACGGCAGAAGAAAGCCGAAGCGGAAGAAGAAGGAGAGAACACAAGAUGGAGGGAAAGACACAGGAUUCUACAUGAUAUAUGAAAAUGGCAAAAACAGACACAAGCAGUAAAGCUUUUUCAGUGAUUACAGGUUCACUCUUUAGCAAAGUUUGUUCCCUUCGGUCUAUCGCUUCUUCUCUACUACAACGAAACUCAUAUUAUAUUUAUAUUAUAUUAUUAUAUUUUAUAACACAGAUAUAAAACACAAUUUUAAAUCCCUGACAUAUUUCAUUGUUAUUUUAAUAAUGAUCAAUACAAACAAUAUUGAUAGAAAUGAUUUAAAUAAUAAUUUGUAAAAUAGCAGGAGAGUCAUAUUUAUAUACUGAAGUUUUAACUGAAGAGUAAAACACAUGCUGGAUGUGCUGUUAUAGGAAAAUAAUCAACAACAGGGUGGUGGUGCGGCUCAACACAAAACAGAGUCACUGUUACAACCCAGAAGUUAAUAAAUUUCUUAUAACAGCACCUUCUGAAGUGUUUUAUUCCUUGUAUACUACAGCAAUUUCCCAAUAAUUAAAUUUUUUUAUUUAUUAAAGAACAACACAUCAUACUUUUUUAUCCAUUUAUAGUUACAUUUAAUGUUGUGGAACGUUUGCAGUCGUUUCCUCGCCUGCAAGUCUUGAAGCUUAGAGACAGAAAGACAGAAAAUUUGCAGCACCGUCUUCUGUCUUCUUUCCUGAAGAUGUUUCAAUGGCAGAAAACUAAUUAGAGCGUUAUCUUGGACUGUUAGAAAGCGCUGACACUGGAGACUCCUUCCAUAAACGUUAAAUAAACGUCUCCUUCCAGAAAAUCAACAAUUACUUCAUUUUUUUUUAAAGCAACACAUUUUAAUCUGUUCAUUAUUAACCUUAGAGCAUUUUGUGGAGCAUUCGCCAAACACAUCCCUCCGUAUGUAUUACUGUAGAAACAAUAACAUAUUAAAAAAUGAAUUAACACCUUCUGACCAAUCAGAUUCGAGAAUGCAACAGCAGUGUGGUAUAAAUAUCAAAUAAUAGUGAUAAUAUGGUUCAACAUUGAACUUUACUUGAAAUUUCUCCACAUUUGCUUAUAUAAAAGGGGGAUUAGUUGUUUAAUAAUAUCAUUCAGGUAUAAAAUUGAAAAAUAGAAUGGGCGAAGUACUUCUGUUACUUGUUAGAUACAUCAGACUUGUAGCAUCAGCAAAAGAAGAAAACAUGCCACUCUAAACAUGUCUACAUUUGGGUUUAAAAUUGCUUUAAAUACACUUUCUCAUAUUUUUUAAAAGUAAAUAUCCUGUAACAUAUUCCAAAACAAGUGUAGCACAUGGCUAUAUUACUUUCGUGGCAUUUAUUCUGACGUACGAAAAAAAAAUUGCAGUUUUUUCACACCAGUAAUCAGAAUAAGUGAAAAAACUGGGUGAUAUUUUUGGAUGCAUGUGCAAGGGAAUGUGUGACAGGGACUGAAUGGUAAAUCUGGUACUUUAGGUUAUUUUUUUUUUUAGAAUUAAUAUUCCCAGGCCCCUGGUUAAUCCCAGGGAUUGCCCAGUCUUUAAAGCCGCUGCAGAUCAAGCCCUAAAUCUCUUGUUAUUCCCCAGAACUUCCCCCUUUUUUGCAAAUCAGUGUACUUAACCGCCAGAUUGUGGCUGUGGCGCUUCCUGUUUUAUCAUGGGCUAUUUUGAGAGCCAGAUUUAGAUCUGAUUCAGUCUGAUUGUCUGACUGUUGCUGAGUUAUGGUCGCAGUUUAGGGACAUCCUGUCUGUAGAAUAUUUCCUGACUGAUCUGAAAUCAUUGGAAAAGAACUGGACCUCCUUCUUGUCCUCAUCCUACUGUAAUGUUUUCUUGUUGAAUUAACGCACAUUUGGGCCCAUGGAAUGACGUAUGAAUGAAUCUGUGUGUGAUUCAUGAAACUGCUGUAUGACAUCAAAUCAUGAUGACACCAUUUGAGCGCAACUGAUGGAUCAGCUUCAGCUACGUGGACACAAGCUCGUGCCCACUAGUGCCUUAUUUAUCUCAGAUGCAUACGACACACCCUUACACUUAUGUCCAUGUUACAACUAAUGUACAUGAAUCACAUCCCUGUUUAUGCAGGUGUUGCAAUACUGAGCCAAUCAAAGAAAAGCAUUCAGCAGAAUACACUUGUCCAAGACAGGUUUAAGGUUUAAAUCAGGUAGAAAUCGAAACCACUUUCCAGCCUUACCUGCAGAAAGUUAAGUGAAUUCUGUUUAUAGCUAGGUUUUUAUUCAUUUCAGUACUCAAGGACAGGAUUAAUUCCAGUUUUAUAAAUAUCUGUGAGCCAUAUUUCCUAUCCUGUACAAAUAAACAAACCAGUAUUUCAUCUAAGCUAAUGCUGAAAGUAAGUAAAAUCGAAAUCACUAAAAAACCAGACUAGCAAAUCGGCUAGAAUUGUGUUUUAGUGAUUAUAUGAAAUUAUAUAACCUCCAAAAAAAAACAUGCCAUGAUAUCCAAGCAUAUUAACAUACCUCAUGUGUAAAUUCACCUGUUACAAAAAUGAAGCUAAUUUAGCACUUGUUCAAACUCAGCUUCACUAAAAUGCAUUUUUUUCCCCACUCUUAAGUACUUCUUUCUUCGGAUUUUGGAUAACAGUCAUCCGCUGAAAGCUCCCCUUUUAAUUGGCUCGCUAUUGCAACACUGGCAGAAAUUGAGGUGUGUAAAUGAGACGAAUGUGAGGAUGAAUUGGGAUGUGUCGUAUGUCAUAUGCAUAUGACAUGCAAAUUAGGGAUUAGUGGAGGGGAGAUUGCAUCAACGCAGAUGAAGCUGAUUUAUCAUUUGUGCUCAUGUUUCAUGAAUCAGACGAAGGAUUGCUCAGAUGUCAUUCUGUGCGCUCAAAUCUAGGCGUUUCUACACAGCUUUGUUCUGUGUGAUACCAGUGAAGAAAUGAAUGCUGUUUGAGGCACAAAAUAUCUCAAAAGAGAGAUUAGCCUCAUCGUAAUCAUUAGACGCUAAAGCUGUCAGUUUUUGACUACAUUGAGGGUAAGGGAGAAAUUUGAUUCAAGUAGAUUUUCCUAAAAUAUUCCUUUGUAGCAAGCAAGAAAUCCUGGUUCGAUCCUGAGCUCGGGUUACUGUCUGCGCAUGUUGUCCACGUGUCCUCCGCAGGUUUCCUCCCCAGGUGUGAACGGGUGUGUGAGGUGGACUGGGGUCUCAUCCGGACUGUAUUCCUGUCUCACUCCCAGUGUUCCCGGGAUAGGCUCUGGAUCCACCACAACCCAGACCAGGAUAAAGCACUUACUGGAAACGAGUGUCUGAGGCAGCGUUUAUUUUAUUUUAUUUAUUUUUAAACUUGAAUAUGUGCAAGUGAGUCAGGAAGGAGUGAUCAACUGAUCCUUGUCAUGAAAACACACUCACGUACAUGACUAACAGAUCCUUCGGCUAAGAUAAAGGUCUAUUUUGGGUACAGUGUAGUGAUCUGUAUCCGUGCACAGUCAUUUCAAAUAUUAAUAAAAAGAACAAAAACCCACGUAUAGCUUGUUCCACACUACACGUCUACUUCAGCUGCAGCUGUGUCUAAAAAGUUUGUGAACCCUCUGGAAUUAUCCAUAUUAAUGCAGAAAUCAUCUUACACUAAGUCAUGGCAGCUUUAUUUAGGCUUAUUUGGAGUGGGCAGGGAUAAACUGAAAGUCUAGGACAGGACUUAGGAAACAUUUCAGCUUUCAGAGUUAAAUUUAACUAUGGAAAAUGUUUAUUUCUUAUAUUUGUAAGAAAAAAAAAAAGAAUUUUCCAUGAUCCAUAAAGUGCAGAUAUGUUGUCUGGUGAAAAUUUAGCUUUGUGAGAUUCAUUAAACACGCAAACACAACAAAAACACAAAAAAGGUGAUCAGUCAGAUGAACUGCAGUAUUGAUUUGCAGUUACACUUCCCUCGUUCCUCAAAACACACCAGCAAAAUCCCCCACUAGGGAAUUUUCCUUUAAUUUGUCGUGUGUCUGUGUAUGUAGUCACUAAACUUGACUUUCAUUUUUAACUGGUUUAUCGAUAUAACCAACUCACUGCAUGAUUAUAUUUUAAUUAUUUGGAUUUGAUCUAAUAAAUAGUAAGUGUAAGUAUGUUUUUUUUUAAGGAACCACUGUACUGUUUAUUGUAAUUUUAUUUUUAAAUUUUACUUUUAAUUUUAUUUUUUAGUUUAUUGCAUAUUGUAAAUAAUAAUUAAUUAUUUAUUGUUAUUGCAUCAUUAUCUUACCUAAAAAAAAUACAAUCUAAGAGGAAAACCAAGUUAUACAUAUUAAGUAUUGGUACACAGCCAUAUUUCAUAAUCAAUACACUACUGUUAUAAUGAUUAUAUUAUAAAAGUGGCAUCAUUUAAACAGAAAAUACAAUUCAAUUGUGACUCCCAGCUAUACCAUAGAGCUGUUGGAGUCUCAAUAUUGAUUGGUCAGAAGGUGUGAAGUAAUUUUCUGACCGUUUCGGCUGUAAUUCAAAUCACAGGUUUAUACUAAUUCAGUUCUUCUAAUAUCGUUUCUAUGGUAACAACUUACAUAGAGACUUGUAUGGUGGAUGUUUCUGUAAGGAGAUGUUUAUUUAACAUGUAAGGAAGGAGUCUCCAGUGUCAGCACAGCACAAUAGUCAGAGGUAAAGCUCUAACAGGGAAACUCUUCAGAACUGAGGAGUUUUGCACUUUGCGUUUCUCAGUAACACAUUUUUUUUUUUUCUUACUAUAUAAUUUCAAGAAAGAGACAAAAAGAGAGGCUGGUGAGACAAUGUCUGUUUAUAGCUGUUAACUGAGAACAGGAACUAACUUUUUUUGGUGGUAACUGUAAACGGAUAGAAAACAUGACUCAUUGUUUUUAAUUAAUUAAAAAUAGUAAGCUUUGACAAAUUGCUUUUGUAUAAGAGGGAUCAAACUCUUCAGGAUAUUGGAAAAUAAUCAACUCUGCUUCAGAUUGGGCUGCGAUGCUGAAUAUAUUCCUAUAACAUCACUAACCAAAGUGUUUUAUUCAUUAUUUAUGAGUGUGACAGUUAACCACUGGCCAAAAAUUCAUAAUCCUGAAUUAAAAUAAUUUUUUAAAACUUGAUUUGUAGACUAAUAUUAGUGGAAUUAAUAAAUUAUAUUAAAGUUAGAAAAUAUAUACAGUUUAUACAACCCCAGUGUUUGUA